Molecule: messenger RNA, 3771 nt
Organism: Branchiostoma belcheri (Belcher's lancelet)
Lineage: Eukaryota; Metazoa; Chordata; Leptocardii; Amphioxiformes; Branchiostomatidae
Product: neurofilament medium polypeptide-like
Exons: 20
Coding region: 135-3098 (987 amino acids)
Biological process (GO): intermediate filament organization
Cellular component (GO): cytoplasm; intermediate filament
Molecular function (GO): structural constituent of cytoskeleton
Source: RefSeq, a predicted model, not a curated record
CACCGCGUCACUUGGUGUUAGGGAGCUGUCAGCUCUGCACACUUUGCUGUUCUCGUCCGUGCCGGUAAGCCGCGGCUCUCUUCGUUCCUCCAGCCUUUCCUAACUGGUGCUGUAGUUUUUUUUCCCAACCGAUAAUGCCGACCUACUACACACAGUCGAGCACCCGGCGCGGUGUGAGCUCGGGGUCGUCCCGGCGGAGCUGGGGUAUCGGCAGCGGCUCCGGCGCGCUGGUGCCGGUGGGCGGGGGCAGGUCGUCCUCGUCUCAGGUCACCACCAUGAAGAGUGCCGGUGGCGUCGGGGCCGCGGCCGGGGCCGGGUCAGCCAACGGAGGAGGCGCCGGCGUUCGCACCAGCAGCUUCUUCGCCAGCAGCAUCAACGUGGAAGACCUCCAGAACUCCCUGGGUUCUCUAGCGGAGUCCAAAAGCCUCCGAGUGGACGAGAAGCAACAGCUCAGCAGUCUCAACAACCGCCUGGUCGGCUUCAUGGGGAAGGUUCGCCAACUCGAGGACCAAAACAUGCAACUCAAAGCCAUGCUGGAACAGUCGAGUGGGGUUGAGGUGAAGUCGGGGCUACCGGAGCUAUGGGAACGGGAGAUGCAGGCCCUCCGACAGGAGCUGGAGGCCGCCAACCACGAGAGGACCCGCCUGGAGGUCCGCAUCGAGGGGUACGAGACGGAGAUCGGGCAGCUCAACAACAGGUUGGACAGUGCUGACCAGAUUAUCAAUGACUUGGAGGUCGAACUGGCAGCUGCGAGGAAGGACUGUGAUGACGCGACUGUGGUGAAGGUGGACAUGGAGUCUAAACUGGAGAUCAUGAAGACCGAGAUCGCCUUCCUGAAUGACUACCACGAGCAGCAAAUCCUGGAGCUGGAGGAGCAGCUGCGGCAGCGCAUGUCGGUGGUGCCGGCCGUGAUCGAGUCGGACCACACGUACGAGAUGCAGGAGGUGAUCGACAACCUGCGGGCGGAGUACGAGCAGACCAUCCGCCGCCACCAGCAGGAGGCCAAGGACUGGGCAGAGACUAAGAUUAAGAUCCAGAAGGACGACACCGUGAAGAUUGAGGGACUGAGGAGGGACGUGAUGGAGUGGAAGUCUAAGGCUACAACCGCUGAGAUGAAGAUCGCCAGCUACGAAGGCAUGCUGAAGUCUAUCCGGGAGCAGCUGCACGAACAGGAACUGCGUCACGAGAAGUCUCUGAACGCGAAACAGGACGCCAUCAGGGAGCUUCAGGGCAGCAUUUCCGAGAUCAAGGCCCGACUCACCGCUCAGCUGAGGGAGUACCAGGACCUGAUGAACGUCAAACUCAAACUGGACGCUGAGAUCGCCGCCUACCGGGAGCUGCUGGAAGUGGAGGAGGAGCGUUACAGCGCCAUGGAGUUCGCAUCACAGGAAGCAUCGCAAACCAAGACCGUGAGCAUCGAGGAAGUAGAGGAGCGACACAAGGCGGAGCUCGCCCGUCUGGAGGCUGACAUCGAGCGGUACAGGGCCGACAUCGCCAACCUGCAGGAGCAACUCAAGCUGAUCGAGACGCGUAACUCCAGCAGCUCCGCGGAGUUCAAGACCGAGAUUGACGGCUACAAGUCUCAGAUCCACGGCUACACCCUGGAGAUCGAAGGAUACAGGACUGAGAUCGCCAGUCUGCAGGACCGUCUCCGUGAGCUGGACGCCAGGCGGGAGCGGGAGGUCCAGGCCAAGGUAGACAUCAUCAACGGUCUGGAGGGGCAGAUCCGGGACCUUAGGACCGAGAUCCACAGCGUGCAGUCCUCGGUUCAGUCCUCGGCGGUGUUUGAGAAGCAGGUGGCCGGGCUGGAGAGCCGCAUCACCUCCCUGCAGGGCGAGAUCGACAGCAAGCUGGCCAUCAUCAGGGAGAGGGACACCAUGAUCGCCGACCUGCGGGCACAGAUCGCUCAGCUGAAACGCGACGUGGAUGCGGGCAAGCGUGAUGUCGAUGCCAAGUGGACACUGGAGAUCAACGAGAAGACCAAGAUCAUCAGCCGCAUGGAGUCUGACAUGGCGGCCCUGCGCCUGGAGCUGUCUGGCAAGGCAAAGGAAUAUCAGUCCCUGCUGGAGGCCAAGAUGAUGCUGGAGAAGACCCUCCGUGAGUCUGAGGACCGUCACAAGAAGGAGCUGCGCGGGAAGGAGGACUUCAUCCACGAGCUGGAGCGGGAGAAGAACGAGCAGAUCGUGAGGCUGGAGCUGGCGCUGAAGGAGCUGCGGGGACAGAUCGACGGGAAGGCGUCCGGCUACGACGAGCUCAACCGCGCCAAGCUGGCCCUGGAGAGGCAGCUGCAAGAGAUGGAGAGCAGGUACCAGAGGGAGCUGAGUGAGAAGACUAAGAUGAUCAGUAGUCUGGAGACGCGCGUCAGCACCACCUCCGUCAGCCAGUCUACCGAGCUGGAGGGUCGCUUCAAGGGCCAGAUCAGCAGUCUGGAGGCACAGCUGACCAGCCUCCGGGGCGAGCUGGCCGCCAUGACCCGGGAACGGGACAUGUACCUCCGGGAGAGGAACGAGCUGCGCGUGGCGCUGGAGUCCGUCACGUCCGAGAGGGACCUGUGCUUCCGCGAGCGGGCCGAGCUGAGGGCUAGUGCAGCAAGCAAGACCGUCGUUCAGGAGGUGAAGCAGACCGUUGUUGAGGAAGUGAAGGCAGUAGAGACCCCCGCCCCCCGAAGGUCAGGUGGCUUCAUCCGUAUGAACUUCUCAAAGAAGGACCUGAUGUCGAUCUUAGUCCAGUACAAGUUCUUCAUGACCUACAUGCUGAGCGGCGUGAGUCUGACUGAGCGCAGCGGAUCGCUAGUCUUGGAGCAGAAGGCUGCUGUUGUGAGCCAGAACCAGUUGUGGAACCUGGAGGAUAAGGUGAUCAUCAGCUCGUCCAGCGGCCUGGCUCUGGAGGUGAAGAGCGGCCGCUGUGAGCUGGGAGCCGAGGUGGUCCUGUCCCGCCGUACAGGAUCGAAGGCACAGAAGUGGGAUAUCGACUCAGAUGAGAUCAUCACGUCGGCCCUCGGUGACCUGAUCCUGGACCUUGUCGAUGGGAAACUCGUCCUGAACAAGCGUGGUGCGACCGGCAAGCGUCAGGACUGGAACCUACAGAUCUACCAGUAGUUGUGUGCCAGUCUAGAUAAUGUGAACCAGAUUUAGAACAAGGUCUUAAAGGCAUUCAAUGCUAUUCCAGGGUGGAAAAUUGGAUUAUCAAAGUCAAUGUUCUGGCCAUUCUUAUAGUGUAGGAAGUCGAAUUAACUUUAUCAUACGGCAUACUGAUAUAUCUGUGAGGCAAAAAUGUGAUGUCGCCGAAAGAAAACGGUUGCUUGUUUCGUAUCGCAGAGUAUUUAUGGGUGGCACCCAGAAAUAGAGGGACUCCUCACGUAGCUAGUGUUUUGGGUUAUUACAAAGGCUCCAAGUAUGGCAGUAAUUGUCAAUAUCGGACAGAUUUCCUCAUCCAGAAUAGUUUUUGUUUUUCCACCCUGAACACCCUGAAAUUGCAUUGGAUGCUUUUAUUGAUUCUGGCUACCUAUUUUUUCUCUAUUUUUUAAAAAGUAAUUUUAGAGUAAUAAUGAAAUAUAUAUCAUGGGCUUUGGUACUAGUAUUUAACAAUGGUUGUGAUCCGCUUGUUUAGUAAAAAAAAUGAAAAUUGUCGACGAACAAAAACAGAUUUAGUGUUGUUAACAAGGCCUAGCUAGGCAUGUGGUGUUUUGGGGGGUCAUACAAAAAUGUGAUAUUGUGUUUGCUUAUUUUUUGUCGAUGGUGAUCUAUUUACGUGGUGUAUUUACGCAUCCAU